Molecule: messenger RNA, 2073 nt
Organism: Tupaia belangeri chinensis (Chinese tree shrew)
Lineage: Eukaryota; Metazoa; Chordata; Mammalia; Scandentia; Tupaiidae
Gene: FMO5
Product: flavin containing dimethylaniline monoxygenase 5
Exons: 9
Coding region: 161-1762 (533 amino acids)
Molecular function (GO): NADP binding; flavin adenine dinucleotide binding; N,N-dimethylaniline monooxygenase activity
Source: RefSeq, a predicted model, not a curated record
AGAGCAGGUACUCAGCAAGGCGUUCUCAGCUCCGGGACUUGCAAGCACAGGGCUCCCCUAUCUCGCGGACGUAGUGAUUCCCUAAAGUUAAGAGCACCCUGGAAUCUGACUUCUCCAAAGAAGUGACAUCGACCCAGCCAGGUGAAGAUCUCUGGAGACCAUGUCCAAGAAAAGAGUUGCUGUGAUUGGAGGAGGAGCCAGCGGGCUCAGCUCUAUCAAGUGCUGCCUGGAAGAAGGCUUGGAACCUGUUUGCUUUGAAAGGACUAAUGACAUCGGAGGGCUCUGGAGGUUCCAGGAAAAUCCUGAAGAAGGAAGAGCCAGUAUUUACAAAUCAGUGAUCAUCAAUACUUCUAAGGAGAUGAUGUGCUUCAGUGACUAUCCCAUCCCAGAUCAUUAUCCCAACUUCAUGCACAACUCCAAUGUCUUGGAAUAUUUCAGGAUGUAUGCCAAAGAAUUUGACCUUCUAAAGUAUAUUCGAUUUAAGACCACUGUGUGCAGUGUGAAGAAGCAGCCUGAUUUCUCUACUUCGGGCCGAUGGGAGGUGGUUACUGAGUGUGAAGGGAAAAAGGAGGUCAAUAUCUUUGAUGCCGUUAUGGUUUGCACUGGCCAUCACACCAACGCUCACCUUCCUCUGGAAAGCUUCCCUGGAAUUGAGAAGUUCAAAGGACAGUACUUCCACAGUCGAGACUAUAAGAGCCCAGAGGUUUUCACUGGGAAGAGAGUCAUUAUCAUUGGCCUUGGGAAUUCCGGAGGGGAUCUGGCUGUGGAAAUAAGCCAUACAGCCAAGCAGGUUUUCCUUAGUACCAGGAGAGGGGCUUGGAUCCUGAAUCGUGUAGGAGAUCAUGGAUAUCCUUUUGAUGUAUUGUUCUCAUCUCGAUUUAAAUAUUUUUUGACGAAGAUGUGUAGCCAAUCACUUAAAAAUGCGUAUUUGGAAAGAAAGAUGAACCAAAGAUUUGACCACGAAAUGUUUGGCCUGAAGCCUAAACACAGAGCUCUGAGUCAGCAUCCAACAGUAAAUGAUGACCUGCCAAAUCGUAUCAUUUCUGGCUUGGUGAAGGUGAAAGGAAAUGUGAAGGAAUUCACAGAGACAGCAGCCAUAUUCGAGGACGGCUCCAGGGAAGAUAACAUUGAUGCUGUGAUCUUUGCUACAGGCUAUAGCUUUGACUUUCCUUUUCUUGACGAUUCAGUGAAAGUGGUCAAAAACAAGAUAUCUUUGUACAAAAAGGUCUUCCCCCCUAACCUGGAAAAGCCAACUCUUGCAAUCAUAGGCUUAAUCCAGCCUCUGGGAGCCAUUAUGCCUAUUGCCGAGCUCCAAGGACGCUGGGCCACUCAAGUAUUUAAAGGACUAAAGACACUGCCCUCACAAAGUGAAAUGAUGUCAGAAAUAUCUAAGGCUCAAGAGGAAAUGAAAAAAAGGUAUGUGGAAAGCCAACGUCAUACCAUUCAGGGAGACUAUAUAGAGACCAUGGAAGAGAUUGCUGAUUUGGUGGGGGUCAGGCCCAAUCUGCUGUCGCUGGCCUUCACUGACCCCAAGCUGGCAUUAUACUUAUUCCUGGGACCCUGUACUCCAAUCCAGUAUCGUCUCCAGGGCCCUGGAAAAUGGCAUGGGGCUCGAAAAGCUAUCCUUACCACAGAAGAUCGUAUCAGGAAGCCUAUGAUGACAAGAGCAAUUGAAAAGAGUAAUUCCAAAACUUCAGUAAUGACAAUGGGAAGGUUUAUGCUGGCUGUUAUUUUAUUUGCUAUAAUUAUGGCUUAUUUUUAACAGUCCUGUUGUUAUUGCCCUGGCUUUCAUUGAGAAUCUUGAUGUCUUCGAAACCCUAGAUUGAAUGAUUGUCACCUUCAUAACAUCCAGUAAUCUUUCAUUUUUUUUAAAAGCACCAAUCCUCUAUCUUCUUUGUCCUAUAGUGAAAUCAUAGUUUUUCAUUUUUAUUGACUCAUCUCCCUUCCUUUCAUGACUCAUUACUUUUUCCUUCCAGUAAUCUCUAGAGUUGGGUACUCUUUAUGUCCUUAGCAUAGUUCUUGACAGGUGAAAGCUGUUUAAUAAUUUUUUCUUUAAUCUCCUGGGAGCAUAAA